AUGGGCUGCGUUCAAUCGGUGCAGAACCAAGUGGGACAGACAUUUGAUCCGGUCAUUGUGAGCGAAGAUGCUGUCGAACGGAAGAUGAGUAUUCUCCUGCGCGAAAAACGCAACGCGGCUUCACGUCGUGGCGACAUUUUCGGCGAGAGUGUGCAAUUUGAUGCACCCCUAGAACAUAAGAGUGUAGCGAAGUCGUCCGAAUCGACCAAAACCAUCCGACAGGCCCUACUCAAUAAUUUUCUUUUCUAUACUAUCGGUCACAGUGACAUCGACUCCAUUGUGAAUUCCAUGACGGAGAAGCUCACUGUUGCUGACGAAGCUGUCAUCAGCGAAGGCAACCACGGCGACUUCUUCUACGUUGUUGAAACGGGUCUGUUCUCCGUGUCAGUGCAAGGAAAUGUUGUCAACUCGGUGCAACGAGGUGCCACGUUUGGAGAGCUGGCGCUGGUCUACAACUGUCCACGUACUGCCAGCGUGACGUGCUCACAACCAGGUCGUCUUUGGGCACUUGACCGCGUCACCUUUCGUCGAUUAGUAGCUCGUAUCCAGUCGGAGCAGAUAGGCGAGUGCAAGAGUGCUCUUCGUAAAGUAUCACUGCUGUACGCGCUGACUGAUACCCAGCUGAACCAACUCGCUGAAGCAGCUCAGUUCGUCAAGUUCACGAAAGGUGAGCGCAUCAUUAAGAAAGGAGAACGAGGCAAUGUCCUGUACAUCAUUAAGAGUGGUGCAGUCGUCUGUACCGACGUGGGGGACAGUCAUCGUAUGGAGUCGGUGCGUCUGACCGAGAACGAUUACUUCGGUGAGCGUGCGCUCAUGACGUUGGAACCUCGUGCCGCCAACGUGACUGCAGAAACGGAUGUGACUCUUAUUGCACUCGAUCGUCAAGCUUUUGAUGACCAGCUGGGAAGUCUUCGAGAAGUGAUCGAUCACAAUAUGAGCAUGCGAGUGAUACAGUCUAUUCCCAUGCUAAAAGUUCUCUCGACUUCGGAAAAGGAGAAGCUUUUCUUGGCACUGCAACCCGUAUCGUUCACGGACGGGGAGCUCGUGAUCAAGGAGGGCGACCACGGCACCGCAUUUUACAUCAUCAAGAGCGGAUCUGCUGUCGUUGUGAAUGUAAUUACGUAUAAGACUGAGAACGGAGACGUGACCCAAGAAAAGAGACAGAUAGCCACGUUAUCGACAGGGAACUUCUUCGGUGAGAUGUCUCUUCUACACGGUGAACCACGACAAGCUGACGUUAUCGCCAAUGGUCAUUUGGAAUGUCUGUCGCUUGAUCAAAGCAAGUUCGUUGAGCUUCUAGGUCCUAUCCAGGAGAUUUUGAAUCGCGAGGCUGAGGAACGUCGAAUAUCCCUGAAAAUGCAGGAACAAAAGCAGAUCAAACUGGACGAACUGGAAGUUCUACGAACUCUUGGAUCGGGUACAUUUGGUCGGGUCAAGCUGGUACGACACAAACCCACAGGCGCAUUAUACGCACUCAAAAUACUCAACAAAGCGUCCGUUGUGGCGUACAAACAACAGAGGAACGUGGUGAACGAGAAGUCGGUGAUGACACAAUGCAAUCACCCCUUUUUACUUAAGUUAUACACAACAUACAAGGACGAAGCUCGGCUUUAUCUACUGAUUGAGUUCGUGCAAGGUGGCGAGUUGUUUACGUACUUACACUCGACACCGUCGUCUCCUGGUCGAUUACCGAACGACCACGCGCGAUUCUACGCCAGUCACGUGCUUAUGGCUCUCGAGUAUCUUCACGAACGCUGCAUUGUCUAUCGCGACUUGAAGCCGGAAAACCUGCUGAUCGACCCCGUGGGAUACCUCAAAGUCGUGGACUUUGGCUUCGCCAAGGUCGUAGAUGACCGGACUUACACUUUAUGUGGUACAACCGAGUACCUCGCUCCUGAACUGGUGCUGGGUAAAGGUCACAACCGAGGAGUUGACUACUGGGCACUGGGAAUUCUCAUCUACGAGAUGAUUGUGGGCCACUCGCCGUUUGCAGGGUCCACACAGGUUGGCCAGAUGCAAAUUUGUCGAAAUAUCGUCAAGGAGAAAGUUGAUUUUCCCAGUUCGGUGAGUUCUUCUUGUCGCGAUAUCCUCUCGAAGCUGCUGGAGCGAGACCCCACCAAGCGACUUGGUAUGACGCACGGUGGGGCACGUGCCAUCCGUACUCACGCCUGGUUCGCAAAGGUGGACUGGGAUGCUAUGUUGCAGAAGAAAGUCAACGCUCCAUACAAACCCAAGCUUGCAGACGCUGAGGAUGACUCGAGAUUUGAGAAUGUGAAGGAUUCUGAUGAAGAAGCUCCGGUCUAUAGGUCAGAUGGUCACGAAUGGGACAAAGACUUUUAA
Phytophthora infestans T30-4 is the source of this 2340-nucleotide messenger RNA. RefSeq names its product cAMP-dependent protein kinase catalytic subunit, putative. NCBI's taxonomy places the organism in Eukaryota, Oomycota, Peronosporomycetes, Peronosporales, Peronosporaceae. Gene Ontology annotation, biological process: peptidyl-serine phosphorylation; signal transduction. The record is from RefSeq and is a predicted model, not a curated record. The transcript is spliced from 3 exons. Gene Ontology annotation, cellular component: cAMP-dependent protein kinase complex. Gene Ontology annotation, molecular function: cGMP-dependent protein kinase activity; ATP binding; cAMP-dependent protein kinase activity. The coding region runs from base 1 to 2340 and encodes 779 amino acids.